AGCAACGUCAGUACAACAUGCACUUUCACUGCACUUAUGCCAUCACACAUCGCUAUUACAGUCGCUGUUUUUAAAAUUAUUUUGAAAACAAAUGAAACGCAUUAUGCAGAAAUUUUCGGUAACCAGUAGUGCACUGCUGGCGCGUGUCACUGCAAUACAGCUCUUCGCCACCAAUAUGGAUAGCCCUGUUGCAAUAUAUCAAUCGUCAUAUAAUACUACAGGAACGAAAAUUCAGACUAGCGAUAAUUCCAACACAGCCGAGAAGUGUACUUUCAAACCUAAAAAGAUUCUGAUUCUGUCUAAAUUAACACGGUUGGAAUAUGAAAGGCAAACUCAUCCAUUUCUUGACGAAACUCAGCUGAAAAAAGCGCUGGUACGGCGAGGAUCUAACUAUGAAAGGCUUCGAAGGCGGUAUGAUGAACACUAUCAGUUUUUAAAUGUCGUGAUAGAUGAACUAAGAGCUUGUGGUAUCGAAACUCGAACUGUGCAGAAGUUCGAUUACAAUAAUGCUGCAGUUUCGUGGGCCGAUGCUGUAUUUUCUGCGGGUGGUGAUGGCACGUUUCUGCACGCAGCUUCAAAAAUUUUAUCAACUGAAAAACCUGUGAUAGGAAUAAAUACUGAUCCUAAGGGCUCAGAGGGCUAUCUUUGUUUGCUGAAGAAACUGUCGCACGAAUAUUUCAAAGAUGCCUUAAAACGAUUACUUGCCGGUGAUUUCAGGUGGUUAUAUCGACAACGUAUACGCAUACGCUUGGAAGGGGAUGUUGGAGAUAUUGAACCAUUUUAUUUGCAUGAAGAACAGCUUCCUUUUCAUUACUCAAAAAUGCAGGAAAUGUUGAAAUCAAGGAGAAAAACGGAAAACCCUACUGAAGGAAAUGUGAAUGUAUUAUCGGAUCUGGCCUUAAACGAUGUUUUUAUCGGAGAGAGCUUGUCAUCACGUGUCUCUUAUUAUGAAAUUCAAUGUGAUUAUGGUGAAAUGGUGAAACAGAAAAGCAGCGGUGUUGUAAUAUGUACAGGAUCUGGUUCGACUUCCUGGUAUUUCAAUAUAAAUAAAAUGACUGAUCACUGUAUAUCUAAUAUUCUGGGUAUUGCUUCGAAGGAGAUCGGUAAUAUAACAUUGGGAGAGGAUAAAUCACUUAUUCGAAGGAUUCGUGACAUUUAUAAUAGUCGCCUACUGCUCACUCCGGAUUCUGAAAAUAUGGCUUACUGCGUUUGCAAUCCAAUAUAUAAUGCAACAUAUCCAGAGUUCCCGCCUCGUGGAUUAGUGAAGCGUUUGCGAUUGCAUUCACGUUGUUAUGAUGCUCAUUUGGUUAUUGACGGCAGAGUUGCCUAUAAAUUUAACGAUGGUGCUGAAGUAGUCCUUGAGAUCCAUCCCGAAGAUGCGUUGAAAACAGUCGUGUUUCGAUGA
This is a messenger RNA of Loa loa (African eye worm), 1405 nucleotides long. RefSeq lists its product as hypothetical. Gene Ontology annotation, cellular component: mitochondrion. The coding region runs from base 92 to 1405 and encodes 437 amino acids. The transcript is spliced from 10 exons. The record is from RefSeq and is a predicted model, not a curated record. Gene Ontology annotation, biological process: NADP+ biosynthetic process; NAD+ metabolic process. Gene Ontology annotation, molecular function: NAD+ kinase activity. Lineage: Eukaryota; Metazoa; Nematoda; Chromadorea; Rhabditida; Onchocercidae.